Messenger RNA from Triplophysa rosa, 3746 nucleotides. RefSeq names its product sema domain, immunoglobulin domain (Ig), short basic domain, secreted, (semaphorin) 3E (gene sema3e). NCBI's taxonomy places the organism in Eukaryota, Metazoa, Chordata, Actinopteri, Cypriniformes, Nemacheilidae. Gene Ontology annotation, biological process: positive regulation of cell migration; negative regulation of axon extension involved in axon guidance; neural crest cell migration. The coding region runs from base 341 to 2671 and encodes 776 amino acids. The transcript is spliced from 17 exons. The record is from RefSeq and is a predicted model, not a curated record. Gene Ontology annotation, molecular function: chemorepellent activity; semaphorin receptor binding.
AUUUCUGCCUGGCACGUGGAGGGGCAGGAUUUCACAGAGAGAGAGAGAGAGAGAGAGAGAGAGAGAGAAGGCUUCUUUUCAUAGGGGUGGAAGAUCUCCAGAGUCUUAUGAGUUUGAGGAAUGCAUGAGCUGUGCUGGAGAGUGACAGGAGCAGUCAGCCAGCAUUGAGUCACAGCGUUCAACUCAAGCAAAGACACUUUUCUUCACACCAGAGGCAAACAGCUGCGAGAUAUUCUGAUGAGAGCAAACUCAACCGGCAGUCCAGUCAGUCAGCAGAUGCAUGAAGUCUCUCCGGGUGGAUUGUAAGGAGUGAGUGUAAGAGACGUUGAGGAGCGUGCGGAUGACACCGGAGUGUGUGAGGAUGGCACGGUGUGUGUGGACCUUCUUGGUCAUGCUCUGCAUGACACCACAGAUCACAUAUGCAUCUCAGUCAACAAAGACCGUGUAUCCAAGAUUACGACUGUCUCAUAAAGAGCUAUGGGAUUUGAACAGAACGUGGGUGUUUCAGACUGGUGAAGGACAUCUGCAGCACUACAGUGUGUUACUGGAUGAGACUCGGGAAAGACUGAUCAUCGGAGGAAAAGAUGUCCUCUAUUCCCUCGACCUGGAGCGCAUCGCUGCCCCUCACAAAGAGAUUCGCUGGGCCAGCUCUGAAGAGCAGGUGGGGAAUUGUUUAAUGCAAGGCAGAGAGAAGCCGGAGUGUGCUAACUACAUUAAACUGGUGCAGCAGUAUAACAGCACCCACCUGUUAGCGUGUGGAACUGGAGCGUUUAACCCCGUGUGUGCUUAUAUCAGAGUGGGAUAUGGAAGUGAGAAGGAACGAGAGUUCAGCUUGGAGUCUGACCACAUCAAGAGCGGCAGGGGAAGAUGCCCAUUCCAUCCCAGCAGCCCUUCAGCAUCCACCGUGUACCGUGGCGAGCUGUUUGUCGGUCUGUACACGGAUUAUUGGGAGAAUGAUGCAGCUGUGUAUCGUCUGGCCAAUCACAGCUUCAUCAGGACCGAAGUGGGUGACAGACAACAGCUGAAUGAGCCCAAGUUUGUGGGAUCGGCAGUGAUCCCUGACAACGACGAUCCUGCUGACGAUAAAGUCUACUUUUUCUUCACGGAGCGAGUGGCCAACAUGGAUGGCGGAAACAAGGCCGUCUACACUAGAGUGGGCAGAGUCUGCGCGAAUGAUCAGGGUGGUCAGAGGAUGCUGGUGAACAGGUGGAGCUCAUUCCUAAAGACUCGUCUCAUCUGCUCUGUGGCUGGUCCUAAUGGAAUUGACACACAUUUUGAUGAGCUUGAGGAUGUGUUUGUUCUUCGAAAGAAAGAUGAGAGAAACCCAGAGGUCUUUGGUCUGUUCAGCACAACCAGUGCUGUAUUCAAAGGUUACGCCGUGUGCAUGUACAACAUGGAAGACAUUCGCGCGGCAUUUAACGGACCCUUUGCCCACCGGGAAAAACCCGACCACCACUGGAGUGUAUACGAGGGUCGAGUCCCUUUCCCUCGGCCCGGUUCUUGUGCCAGUAAGAUAAACGGAGGUCAGUUCUCCAGUUCUAAGGAGUACCCGGACGAGGCUCUUCGGUUUGCCCGUUCACAUCCACUCAUGUUCCAGGCGGUACAGCCUGUUCACAGACGGCCCAUUCUUCUGGACACGGAGGGAGGACGCAGACUCACACAGCUGGUGGUCGACAGGGUGGAAGCCGAAGAUGGACACUACAAUGUUCUCUUCAUAGGGACCGAUAAUUCACUUGUUUUAAAAGUUAUCACAAUCUACAACAAAGAAGCUAACACGGUUGAAGAAGUCCUUCUGGAGGAAUUGCAGGUUUUCAAGGUUCCUGUUCCUAUCACCGAGAUGAUCAUAUCUACCAAAAGACAACAGCUGUACGUGGGCUCUGAGCUGGGUGUGACACAGAUACACGUGCAUCAGUGUGGGCUGUACGGUUCGGCCUGUGCCGACUGCUGUCUGGCCAGAGACCCCUACUGUGCCUGGGAAGGAUUUACAUGUUCACGGUACUACCCUGCAGGUCACUUUACCAAAAGACGCUUCAGACGACAAGACGUUCGCCAUGGCAACGCGAUUCAGCAGUGCAAUGGACUUCAGCUUAACGAAGAGCAAAGGAUCUCAGAAAAGCUGGUGUAUGGUGUGGAGAAUAAUAGUACCUUACUAGAAUGCAGACCACGAUCACUGCAGACGUCUGUCACAUGGUACAUUCAACGUGGAUUGGAUAUGGAGGAGGUGAAAAGUGAUGAACGUUUAAUUCAGACGCCCCAUGGCCUGUUGCUUCUUAGAGUCUCUAAAGGAGACGCAGGCGUCUACGUGUGUCAAUCCACAGAGCACGGCUUUGUACAGACGGUGGUACACGUCACUUUAGAGGUGCUGGAUGAGGACAAGGUGGAAGGUAUUUUGCAUAAAGGAGAGACCGAGGAAGGUGAUUCCCAGCACAGAACUUCACCCUGCCCCUUUCCCCUCCUGCCCUCCACCUCUUCUAAACUCUGGUAUAAAGAUGUCAUGCAGCUCAUCGGCUACAGCAACUUCCAACGUGUGGAGCAAUAUUGUGAGAAGGUAUGGUGUGUGUCGGACAGGAAGAGGAAGAAACUUAAGGGAACGGCACCCAAAUGGCGAUACGCACCAGGGGCGGAGCAGCGGGGGCGAGCGAGAUCCCCCCGACACACGCGGGGACAAUAAAAAUCGUUGGACGAGAAAAAAGAAACCCUUUAGUGAUGCUAUACAGACACAAUGUUUAUUGAUAUUAUGAAAAAAUAAAUGACUAAUGAAGUCAUUAUUACAUUACAGUCUUAUUAUUGCAUCGUGAGAAAUAUUUAAGUGUGCGAAAAAUGCGGUCACGCAAAAACUGCGCAAGGAACAUAUUUGACCGGAAGUGAAUAUAGCAUGAAGUCCAACGUGAUGUUAUCGUAAUAGUUUUUUAUUUCAAAUGUUGUACACCAAAAACAAGUUUUGACAAAUACGUUUGAGCUGUUCUAUUGUACAUGAGGUGGCCGCCAUUUUGGGGUCAUGUAUUUACAGAUUUAACAAAUUUACCUCAAACUGCAAUAUUUAAAAGUUUAGAGAACAUCUGUCUAUCACAAUCACAUAGCCUUAAGUUUCCUUUAAUGGAAAAUAUGUAUAGAUUGAAUAUUUGUUUGGUUGGUCUUGCGGAAUAUUAAAGUGACAGAAACUGAUAUAAAAGUUGCUUACGCAAGCGCUACCUGCCCGGCUGGGCUUUUAAAACACAAGGAAUUGAAAGAGGACCCUCUCCGGGAUCUGACAAAUGAAAUUUCCGCAUGGACUCUACGAACAAUGACAAAUGGCUGAGACCGGCUGUCCUUUUGUCAACGAUGUGAGAUUUCCUAUGAAGAUUUCACAGAAUGUCUUUUCUUCUGUCGACAGUCUGAAUUCAAGCGUUCCAAACAACCAAGACAAGCAUGAGUCACUGUUUCUUAGCUUCAAAAGCCCUUCGCAAUGAGAGGCAACCUUGCGCACAUACCGAUUGUCUGUAUUUUCAUUAUUUGAUAUAAAUUAUUCUAGUUGGUGUUUUAAGAUUUGUUAGUGUUUGUAGUGGUCUUAGAAACUCUUUGUUUCGUCUGGACACAUAUUACUGCAUUUUAAUUGUAUCUAUAGGUUAUUUAUCAAAAUGUUACAUUUCUAGUGAUUAGACCGUCAUUAAAGAAAAACAAAUUCUGUUGUAGUAAUAUUUUGUGACAUGCAAAAAUUAUAGUUGCUGUGAUAUGAUGUUAAAAAUGUUAAUAAACAACAACAAUUC